Molecule: messenger RNA, 3218 nt
Organism: Chenopodium quinoa (quinoa)
Lineage: Eukaryota; Viridiplantae; Streptophyta; Magnoliopsida; Caryophyllales; Amaranthaceae
Product: pentatricopeptide repeat-containing protein At4g16835, mitochondrial-like
Exons: 1
Coding region: 249-2297 (682 amino acids)
Biological process (GO): RNA modification
Molecular function (GO): zinc ion binding; protein binding; RNA binding
Source: RefSeq, a predicted model, not a curated record
CACUAGUCGGUUUGGCUACCCCCAUGUGAGGCACACAUGUGUCUUAAAAUGCCAAAGGCCAACCCAUAAACAUCAAAAACAAUUACCCGAGAGGGCUUAAACUUUCUCGAACAGUUGUGGGUUUCCCGCCAACACCUUCCUCCAACUGAUUUUUCUAAUUUCUCAAUAAUUUUCUGAGAUUUUUCUCUACUGUUUUUGAAAUCCCAACUCAAAUUCUAAUCUUAAUUUAUUCAUAUAAUUUCCUUAAUAUGAAUCAUCUUAUGCAAAAUCUCUCUUUAAAACCAAAUUCUUACCAAUUUUUCUAUGUUACUUUCACUCUCAUCAAAGAACCAAUUUCUUUCUUUUCAACUUUCAUAACUCAAAACCCAGAAAUUGAUCAAAACCCAGAUCAAAUACCCAGUAAAUUUGAUCCUAGUUCAUUAAAUUCCUCCAAUUUGGUUCACCCCAAUUACAUAAAACCAAAUUUAUCAAAUUCUAACCUUUCUCAUAAUAAUGGGCAAUACUAUGAUAUCAUUUCUUGUAAUAAAAUGAUUACAAGAUAUAUUAGAUCAGCUGAUUUAGAUUCAGCUCUUAAAGUGUUUAAUACUAUGCCUGUCAAGAAUACCAUUACUUGGAAUUCAUUGUUAGCUGGGUAUUCUCGAAAACCCGGCACGCUAGCAGAAGCCCGCCAACUGUUUGAUGAAAUUCCUGAACCAGAUAUUUUCUCGUUUAAUACAAUGUUGUCCUGUUAUUUGCGUAAUUCAGAUGUAGAUGGUGCUAGGUUGUUUUUUGAGAAAAUGCCUGUUAAGGAUAUUGCUUCUUGGAAUACCAUGGUUUCGGGUUUUGCGGAAAAUGGGAUGAUGAAGGAAGCAAAAAGGCUGUUUUCAGCAAUACCGGAGAGGAAUAGUGUGUCGUGGAAUGCAAUGAUAUCGGGUUAUGCAGAGAGUGGGGAUUUGGAUACGGCUGUUCGGUUGUUUAGGACAGAUCCAUUUAAGAGUGUGGUUGCUCUGACUGCAUUGAUAAGUGGGUAUAUGAGAAUUGGCAAGGUUGAGAUGGCUGAAAAAAUGUUUGAGGAAAUGGAAAUAAAGAGUUCAGUGACAUGUAAUGCUAUGAUAGCUGGUUAUGUUGAUAAUUCUCGAGCAGAAGAUGCAAUUAAUCUCUUUAAGAUGAUGGUAGAAUCUAGAGUCGAGCGAACUCCGUUAACCCUGACUAGUGUUUUGUUGGGUUGUAGCAAUUUAUCAGCAUUAAUCUUAGGGAAGCAAAUUCAUCAAUUUGUGUACAAGUCUCCGUUGUACAAGGAUACGACAGUUGGGACAUCAGUGCUGAGUAUGUAUAGCAAAUGUGGAGUUUUAGAGGAUGCAUGGAAAUUGUUCUUAGAAGUGCCAAGGAAAGACAUGGUUACUUGGAACGCCAUGAUUUCAGGGUAUGCUACUCAUGGAUUAAGUCAGAGAGCCCUUGCUCUGUUCGAUGAGAUGAAAACCAAGAAAGUAAAGCCAGAUUGGAUCACUUUUGUUACAGUUCUAUCAGCUUGUAAUCAUGUUGGACUAGUAGAUCUCGGGAUCCACUAUUUUGAUUCGAUGCAGAAGGAUUAUGGGGUUAAGGCUAAACGAGAGCACUACAUUUGCAUGGUAGACCUCCUAGGCCGUGCUGGUAAGCUUAAAGAAGCUACCAACUUAAUAAAGCAAAUGCCCUUCAAACCACAUGCUGCAAUAUUUGGGAGCCUCUUGGGGGCUUCUAGGAUCUACAAGAAUAUAGAAUCGGCUGAGUUUGCUGCUAACAACUUGCUUCAGGUAGAUCCAACAAAUGAUGCAGCAUAUGUCCAACUAGCUAAUGUUUACGCUGUUAAUAAGAGUUGGGACAAUGUUUCUAGGGUUUGGAAAUCUAUGAAGAAAAAUAAUGUGGUGAAAAUGCCUGGUUACAGUUGGAUCGAGAUAAAGAACACAGUUCAUGAGUUUAGGUCAAGUGAUAGAGUACACCCAGAAUUGCCUGCAAUUCAUGAAAAGCUUGGUGAGCUAGAGAGAAAAAUGAAGUUGGCUGGAUAUGUGCCUGAUCUUGAAUUUGCACUGCAUGAUGUUGGUGAGGAGCAAAAGCAAAAACUGCUGUUAUGGCAUGGUGAGAAAUUGGCAGUUGCGUAUGGAUUGAUUAAGGUGCCCAAAGGCUUGCCUAUACGUGUUUUUAAAAAUCUGAGAGUAUGUGGAGAUUGUCAUCGAGCAUUGAAGUUCAUAUCAGCCAUAGAAGGGAGGGAAAUAAUUGUAAGAGACAGUACAAGGUUUCACCAUUUCAAAGAUGGGAGCUGCUCUUGUUGUGAUUACUGGUGAGCAUGAUAAUGAAACAGAAAACAUUAGAUUAAUAGGUUGUGUUAUGAUUCCUAUACUAAUUCAUUUUUAUUAUGCAUGAUUCUGAUAAUUAGAGCAAAGCUUCAAGAUUUUUGCUUAAACUUCUCCCUUCAUCAUAUACACAUUCUUUUUCUGAUCAUCUCAUUUUAAUCUAUAUACUAGCUCUCUUUUCAAGUAACUCCCCAGUGUUCUAGAGCAACAAAUUAUAGUCAAUUAAAGAAUUAUUCUAUCCUCGGUUUAGGAAAAUAGGUUCUUUGGGGGAACAACUUAGGUCAUUGGCAGGUAGCCAAGUGGUUCGUGUGGGUGCAAAGCGUAGUCGAAGGCCUAGUGUGGACUUCAAGUACUCCAACAUGGGUCGAAUAAAGUUUGCUCGCAAGUGUCUUUCUAGGGGUUUUUUUUUUUGUUUUUUUUUUGUACUGUAGUUUGUUGGUAGCCUUUGUUGUUUUCUGUAUUUCUUUAUAUAUAAAUAUAAUACAUAAAUAUGUACUCUUUGUUUAUAUAUAAAAAAAAAUCAUUUCAUCAAAUUGAGUUUCUUUAACUUUGCUGUGCUUCAUCAUGAGCUCCAUCCCCAUAAUACUUAAAGAGGUACCACCGUACAAACGAAUUAAUAUGAGAUAGGAGGAGCAUAUUAUCUGUUUGUUUUUCUAUGCUUCACUAUGCAAUGGUGAUAAGUGUAUUAACAUUUAAUCCUGGAAAUCUACCGGAUACAAAUUGGUGCAUUAUUGUCUGCAAAAGUAGCAAAUAAUACGACUGCGGUAAUUCUCCUGUAAAAUUGUAUUUUCACUUAAGCUAUAAACAACACACAGAAGAGGCAUUCGCACACAGGUCAUUACACACCUGUAUUGCUGAGGGUGUGAUGAGUUCUGUACACACAUAAGAGGAUCGUAUAAAAACAAAUUCAGC